UUAAGUAGGCUCACGAAGAGUGACCUUAAAUAAUGAAUUGUACACAGCACGUUCCAGAUUUAAUUUCACUGAAUGCAGUGCGAAUUAUAGCAGCAGUUUCACUACACUAAUCUUCAAGUUAUCUUACUAUUGCAAUACGUAUUUUUCAGAUGGUGGUAGGACUGGUAGGUAUGCAAUAAACAAUCAUUAAUAUGUGCGAUGUACAGAAUGUUUAAAAUUGGAUGUGACAACAUUAACAGAAGUAAUUUUUAUAAACAAUUUGUCUCUUUUAUUAAUUACUGUAUUUAUUUACAAAACUUUCGUGCAUUUUCCUCAAAAAUUAUUUUCCUGAAAAAUUUAAAUGGAAAUUUGGAAACGAUCUUUUUAUAUAAGCAAAAGGAUACGAAGUUAAAUCAAAUAAAUUCAUUUUUUUAUCAUAGAUCCUAUCUAAUGAAGUCAAAUAACGUCCUUCUUGUCUAUGAGGUGAGAUAUCUUAUAUUUACAGCAAAAUUUGAUAAUCUGACCGCCUUUUAUAAAACGUCUACACAACACCCUGUACACGGCCGGAUAUCAGUUGCGGCGGAGCUCAGCGCUCUGCCUACUGCAAUGAAGAAGGUAAAUCGAAAAGACAGUAGAGAAUCGCCUAGGAAGUGUCACGAAGGUGCCGAAGAAGGAAAAGACGGGCAGUUUUAGUGUGCCAGUUUUCACACGCGGGUCGCAAGAUGCACAGGCUGUGUUUUGUUUUGGUGCUCGGCUGUCUGCACCGUCAUGCAUACUCGAGAUUUAUCUUGCCGUACGUGCCCGACGUGGUUCAUCCUCCAGUGCCGGACCAUGUUAUCAACGCAUCAAGCGAAUUGGGUGAAGAAGCUUUUGAUCCCGAGCUUUCCCCUGGUCUAUUUCAAGGCGACAUGGCUUUGACUAAUGAAUUUUACAACUUUUGGAGAGUAGGCAUUAGAUGGGACGUUUUUCCAGAGAAAUUAUGGGAGAACGGAACAGUACCAUACGUUAUAAGUCCUCUCUAUGAGCCGUCAGACCUAGCCACGAUCAUCAAAGCCAUCCGUACGUUGAACUUCAUGACUUGCGUCAGGUUUGUACCAUGGAACGGUAAGAGCAAGGAUUACCUCCUCAUAUGGCCGAUAAAGUACCCAAAAGGAUGCUGGUCUUUCGUUGGGCGCUUCGGUGGAGCCCAAAUAGUGAGUUUGCAGGCUCCCGAUAAAAGAGGACCGAAUUGUCUUGGCACCGAAGGGCGGGCUAUCCACGAGCUGAUGCACGCCUUGGGUGUCUUCCAUGAACAGUCCAGGUGGGACAGGGACAAAUUCGUCAAAAUACACACUGAAAAUAUUAUACCCCAGUAUAAAUCGAAUUUCGACAAGCAGAGUUUGGAUAACACCACCUACAGCUUCGAAUACGACUACGACUCUAUCAUGCAUUACGGCAAAUACUUCUUCAGCAAGAAAAAGGGAAAACCUACGAUUACAGCCAAACAGCCCGGUGUGACAACUCUGGGACAGAGGAAAGCUAUGUCCAAAGGAGACUGCUUGAAACUCAACGACCUGUAUGGUUGUUUCAAGAACCCGAGAAGGAGAAGAAAGUACUACAACAUAUGCAAUUUUAUGGGCUUGUAA
Molecule: messenger RNA, 1604 nt
Organism: Anoplophora glabripennis (Asian longhorned beetle)
Lineage: Eukaryota; Metazoa; Arthropoda; Insecta; Coleoptera; Cerambycidae
Product: astacin-like
Exons: 4
Coding region: 702-1604 (300 amino acids)
Biological process (GO): proteolysis
Molecular function (GO): zinc ion binding; metalloendopeptidase activity
Source: RefSeq, a predicted model, not a curated record